AUGACUGGCAAAGACAAACUGAGGAGUCGCCGUUCACGGGCCUCCAAAGUGGGACUGCAUGUCCACUGUGAGUCCUGCUACAGCCGGCGCUGCAGGGCUCGAGUGGAGGUCUCAGUGUCCUGUGCAGUCAUCUCCUGCCGCCUGCUCUGUGGAGCUUCCUUCCACCUGUGCAAAGAGGAGGAACACUUACUGCUCUGUCCCAAUGUGAGGGUGCCCUGCCUUAAUGCAGAGUACGGCUGCCCGCUCCACAUGACUCGCUCGUGGCAGGCGGCACAUCUUCAGGUCUGUCCAGCAAGUGUGGUGAGCUGCUCCAUGGAAUGGAACCGCUGGCCGGCCGACGACGCCCAUAGUCACCCAAACAUAGAGCUGCAUGAAAACCUGCUGAAGGAGAGGGAGUCUGGGGGGUGUCUGGACCUGGCCCUGGCCCUGAAAGACCAAGACCACUUGUUCCACUCCCUAAAGAUGAAGAAACUCUUCCCUGAGCUGAUCAAGGGUGUGGAGGAGGAGGAGAGGGAGGCAAAGAGGAGGAAGGAGGAGAGGAAGAAGGAAAAAGAGGAGCAAAAAAGGGCUGCUUUAGAGAAGGAAGCGGAACAGAAGGCAGCUCCUGAGGAAGCGUGUAACACCUGGGUAUCUGCAAACCCGUAUGCCAUCCACACCACUGAUGAACAAGAGGAUGAGAUGGAAGUAGAGCCCGAGCGGGAGCUCACCCAAGAGGAGAGGGAGGCUAUUGCCUUUUCCUCAGAUCUGAACCCUGAGCUGCUGGAGAGCUACAGUGCUUAUGAGCGCAUGUUCAGUAUGGAGAUGGGUGGCUGCAGGACAGCUGGUCUGGCAGCUGCAGCAGGCAGAAAAGGGCAAGGGAUGGCUAAAGGGAAAGGGCUGGCCACUCUUAAGGAAGAGGAUAAAGAGACACCAGAUGAUGGUAUGAGUGCUGCAGCAUCAAACACAUGCAUGGAUCCCUGCAGGCAGAACAAGAACAAAUGUGCUUUCCCUUCCACAUCUUCCCUCUCCUGUCCCAAAGACAGCAAAAUGAAAUUUGUUUAUGGAUAUGUGGAGCCAAUGAAAAUUAUUACAGUGCGUACAUUUAAAAUCCCAACCAGCUUCUCAGCCAGGCAGAGUCGCAUCCGCAACCCUAGUUUCUAUAAGAGAGAGACCCGUGCUGUGGAUACCAGCGACCUUGGGGUGACGCUAGAGGAAAUGCCUGUAUGGGAGGAGAUCCAGGCGACGCUGAUGUGCUCCCUGGAGAAGGAGCAGAGGGGCCAUCUUAUUGCCGAAGCUACAAGCACUGAUGCUCUGCUCCAAGAUGAAGGAACACAGACCUACAACUUCCUGUCUGCUCCGUUUCGGGGAGACAGCUGCCUGGCCGACCUGACUGUGGGCAAACCGCUGGAGCUGCACCUUCAGCUGCAGGUGGAGGGCGUCACCAGCCGACACCACAAAGCCAGCUCCGCCUUCACCUUCCUCUGUGGGCACACCUUCCAUCGCAGAGAAUAUGGCAGUCACUACAAGAACGUGCACAGUGACAUCCAGAUGUGUGUGAAUGGCUGGUUUGAGCAGAGAUGUCCCCUUGCCUACCUGGGCUGCACCUACAGCCAGAAGAGGUUCCAGCCCUCCACACAAGAGGCCACAGUCAUCUACAAUGAGGAGCUGGGCAGUUUCUGCCUCCGUCCGACCAUCCCUGAUUCUCUGGACCAGGGCUCCCAGCCUCCCAGCAGCUCAGUGGAGGCCUGCAGCAGCCAGAGGAGGAGAGGAGGGAGGGCAGUAGGAGGGGAGGACUCUCUGAGCUCUCUGCCCUAUGAGGUGCUGUGCCACAUGGCCAGUUUCCUGGACAGUCUGUCCCUGUCCCAGCUGGCCCUGGUGUCCCGGCUCAUGAGGGAUGUGUGCUCCUCUCUGCUGCAAGAGAGAGGGAUGGUCACUCUCCGCUGGGAGAGGAAGACCUACUCACAUGGAGGAGCCAAGUGGAGGGUAAAACAGACGGUAUGGCAGUUCAGCACCCUCUUCUCCCCAGUGGACAGGUGGUCCUUCCGAGAUGUGCCGCCCAUGUCUGAGCACCUAAAGGUGUGUCCCUGCUACCAGAGAGAGAACAAAACUGAGCGUAUCCUGCUGCCGCGCAUCUCAGAAAACAUCCACGUCAAUUCAGUUUGCAAAGGCCCGACUCUGGUUGGCUUGUUCCAGAGGAAGAAGAUUAUAAUGUAG
This is a messenger RNA of Myripristis murdjan (pinecone soldierfish), 2193 nucleotides long. Its product is annotated as F-box only protein 40-like. Gene Ontology annotation, molecular function: protein binding; ubiquitin protein ligase activity; zinc ion binding. The record is from RefSeq and is a predicted model, not a curated record. The transcript has 6 exons. Lineage: Eukaryota; Metazoa; Chordata; Actinopteri; Holocentriformes; Holocentridae. The coding region runs from base 1 to 2193 and encodes 730 amino acids. Gene Ontology annotation, cellular component: cytoplasm.